GUUGUGGACAAUUUCUUAGGACAGACAGAGAAGCCUUCUCCAGACUUCGCCUCACGAAUAUAAAUAAAGAAGCAAAAAGUACUCCCGUCAGACUUCCCAUAUUUCUCUAUGAACCAGACCCCUCCUCCAGAUCGCCCUUCUCCAGACCACAAAUCCAUAUACUAUUCGCUAGGGCCAUGACUCGUCGGGAUGUGCAUUGACUUAUUCCUUCAGGGAAUAUUGACGUCCCAAUUCUUCAAUUAUUACUCUUGGUACGGAAGAACGGACGGUCCGGUAUUCACUAUACCCGUUGGGAUUCUUUCCAUCAUGACCACGCUCAAGUCUAUUCAGGCAUUUGCCAUCGUUUGGGUGCAGCAAAUACAGUAUUUCAACGAUGUUACCAGCGCUUUGCAAAUGAGGUUUGUUGUCUGGUAUCAAAUCGGUAAUCCGCUCAUGGUUGCCCUGAUCGCCUUCUACGUUCAAUGUUACUUCUGCUAUCGUCUUUGGGCUGUGUCCAAGACAUGGUACGUUGCCGCGCCAAUUGGGCUACUCUACAUACUUUCGGUCAGUAGUGUUUGCGUCGCGACAUAUUAUAUAGUUCACUCUGAUCCAUUGCUGGCGCACUGGCUAUCGGUGCAUUAUGCUACGGUCUCUAUUGGUGAUCUUCUACUCGCGGUGUCCACCGCCUUCUUUCUCCUUAGAACGAAGAACAGCGUACUGCCUCAAACCGUGGGUCUGAUCAAUUCACUCGUCCGGCUCACAUUCCAAACCGCUGCGCCGCCUGCCAUCUGCGUUCUUCUCAACCUCAUCUUCAUCUACCUACCCAAUCCAAACGUCAAAGGUGUAUCGAGUACGUUCGAACAGAUCUUACCGAAACUGUACGGUGUCAGCAUGAUGUGGACGCUCAAUUCAAGGAGGAACAUCCGGCCGACGCAGAUUACCUACAGCUACGACACAUCAAGUCGCGAUGCACCUUGGACGGGUUGUUCGAGGUCACGAAGAAGGCAUGAUGAUAUUGCAAUGGGAGGCAUAUUAAAAUUUUCCAAUAUAUCGGGCAUACAGGUGGUGUCACAUAUGGAGGCUUGUUUUUAUUCUGGGUUCGUACAAACUGCGGAAUGUUAAUACUGAUAGUUAGAUUUCGGACAUGUUUCACAACGACCUGGAAAAGCAGAUUUCACCUACAAUUGACGACGAGUCUCUAGUGAUGG
Molecule: messenger RNA, 1187 nt
Organism: Desarmillaria tabescens
Lineage: Eukaryota; Fungi; Basidiomycota; Agaricomycetes; Agaricales; Physalacriaceae
Exons: 11
Coding region: 190-1101 (303 amino acids)
Source: RefSeq, a predicted model, not a curated record